GGUCAUUGCUCAUAAACGUCUUACUAAUACCUGCCGCAGGUACUUCCCACUAGCAACUAUUUAUACGGUAGAAGAAGGCAAUUUGUCCAGUUGAGAGAAGAAUCACAUUGACCGGAUUAAGAUUUUUCAACAAUGGUGGUUUAUGAGGCGACAGUCUACACAGGCGACCGAAUUCAGGCCACCACCUUAAACAGCGUGCACAUCAAGCUGGUGGGCACGGAUGGCGAGAGUGAUCGUACAUGGCUGAAGUCUUUGGUCAUCUUCAGAGGUUCAGUUUCUACUUAUACUGUGUCCUGCCCAAAUUCCCUGGGACGGCUGCUUCUGAUCGAAUUAGACAAACGUCAAUUUGGCUUUUUGCCCGACGACGCUUGGUUCCCCGAUAAGGUGGAAAUCAAAUCACCCGAGGAAGACAUCUACACCUUUCCCAUCCAUUGCUGGAUCAGCGACCAGGAGACGCACCGUUAUAGAGAGGGCAAAGCUCUGAGGAUCUUUGACGAAAGCCACUCUCUUGGCCAGUACGCCAGACAGCAGGAACUAAGCCAGCGAAGUGUAGACUAUGACUGGGAAUUCUAUGGCCCAGGUAUGCCGUACACCAUAAAGGCAGAUGGUGCAAUGACCUUGCCAGAUGAGGUCCAGUUCUCCUUCACCAAAACGACAGAGUUUGCAUUCACAGCGGCCACAGGGUUGGCUGAGCUUCGGCUAAAAGGGCUUGUUGACAACCAGGAUAAUUGGAAAACUCUUGACGAUAUCAACGACGUGUUCCGUAACAAAGACACGCCCUUAUCAGAUUACGUGCAGGACCACUGGGCGGAGGAUUGGUUAUUUGCAUACCAGUUUCUAAAUGGAGUCAAUCCCACCUUGAUUCGACGUUGCAAAACUCUACCCGAGAACUUCCCUGUGACCGAUGACAUGGUCUUCAUCCCCGAUGGCUCAAACUUAUUGAAUGAGUUGGAGCGAGGCAACAUAUACCUUUGCGACUACAAGAACCUGGACGGAAUACCGGCAAACAUCAUAGAAGAGAAGCAACAGUAUUUGACCGCUCCUCUUGUACUGCUUCACAAAAGAUCCGACGACAAGCUGAUGCCUAUUGCCAUUCAGCUGAAGCAGACUCCAGCGGAAGACAACCCCAUCUUUCUCCCAACUGACUCUGCGUACGAUUGGCUGACGGCUAAGAUUUUUGUGAGAAGUGCCGAUUUCUCAGAGCACCAGCUCAACGCUCACUUGUUGCGCACCCACCUGCUGGCUGAGGUUUUUGCCGUGUCACUGCUACGCAACCUGCCCAUGGUGCAUCCAAUCUACAAGCUCCUCAUACCCCACACUCGAUACACUCUGCAGAUCAAUGAAUUAGCUCGGCAACAGCUCAUAGGACCCGCUGGAGUCUUCACUAUGUUUGCAGCUUCUGGCCGAGAGGCUUUGCCAAAGAUCUUGGCAAGAUCGCUGUCCUCCAUCACCUACAGGUCCCUUUGCAUCCCCGACGACAUUGCUGACCGUGACUUGCGAGACCUGCCAAACUUCUACUACAGAGAUGAUGGACUCCAACUGUGGAACAUCAUCUUCGAAUAUGUGCAGCGAGUGAUAAAAUACUACUACAAAAGUGAUGACGAGGUCCAGCGAGACUCAGAACUGCAGAUUUGGAUUGGGGAUAUUUUUAAACACGGAUUCCUUUCCCAGCUACAAACAGGAAUCCCUCAAUGCUUGACCACUGUGUCUGAACUGAUCAAGUUUGCCACUAUGGUGAUGUUCACUUGCUCGUGCCAACACGCAGCUGUGAACAGCGGGCAGUACGACUAUGGUGGCUGGAUGCCCAACUUCCCCACCACCCUGCAGCGUGCUCCCCCGACCAAAAAAGGGACGACUAGCAAGACCACAAUCCUCGAGACGUUACCCCCUAUCAACGUGACUGCUCAGGGAAUGGCAGUGUGGCUGCUCAGCAGGCGGUCCUCUGACUUUGUCCCACUCGGACAUUACCCCGAGUACCAUUACACCGAAGAGACUCCCCGCCAGUUGCAAACAGAUUUCAAAAGCGAUCUAGACAAGUUGUCGAUCACGAUCAACAACAGAAACAAAGACCUGGAAAUCCCGUACACUUACUUGGAUCCAAAGAAUGUCGAGAACAGUGUGGCCAUCUAAACAUCAGAAAGUAACCAUCCUAAAAACCUGCGUGUAUACAGAUCAAGGUGUGAUGAGAUGGUAAUAAAAUGAAAUUCAUGAGUGUGUUUUGUUGACGUAUCGUUUCAAGUUUGAGACAUUUUCAUGCAAUAAAGUUUAAAUUGCACGAC
Molecule: messenger RNA, 2279 nt
Organism: Syngnathus typhle (broad-nosed pipefish)
Lineage: Eukaryota; Metazoa; Chordata; Actinopteri; Syngnathiformes; Syngnathidae
Product: arachidonate 12-lipoxygenase, 12R-type-like
Biological process (GO): linoleic acid metabolic process; lipid oxidation
Molecular function (GO): iron ion binding; protein binding; oxidoreductase activity, acting on single donors with incorporation of molecular oxygen, incorporation of two atoms of oxygen
Source: RefSeq, a predicted model, not a curated record